GCCGAGCCGCCCAGCCGCCAUGCGACCGCCCGCGCGCCCAUCACCGCCCCGGGUGGAGCCGCCGUGCCGCGCAGCCGCCACCAGGCCCCGCCCCCCCUCCGAGCAGGCGUCGCGCGCGGCGGGAGAGAAGGUUCACUGUCUCAAUGGAAGUGGUACCAGCCUGGGCCCCAGCAGCGAGUUUCACUCUCCUGCCCCAUACAGGAGGAUUUUUAGGAAGCAAGAUAACCAAAAAGGAAAUCCCAGCGUGGUAUGCAUCUUUACAGAAGCCAUCUUGGUGUCCACCUAACUGGGUGUUUGCUCCUGUUUGGGGAACUCUCUACACAUCUAUGGGAUUUGGCUCCUACCUGGUGUGGAAGGAACUCGGGGGCUUCACAGAAAAGUCAGUGGUACCUCUGGGUCUGUAUGCAGGGCAGCUGGCAUUAAACUGGGCAUGGACUCCAAUAUUUUUUGGAGCUCACAAAAUGGGAUGGGGGUUGGUGACUCUGCUGCUUACAACUGGUACGGCAACAGCUACAACUGCUUCCUGGUAUAACAUCAAGAAAACAGCAGCUUAUUUGAUGGUUCCUUACUUAGCUUGGCUAACCAUGGCUUCUGCACUCAAUUACCGUAUCUGGAAGGACAAUCGCAACAAGAAACAAUCUGAAUAAACAGUUUUCAGCCAAAAAGAUGUUUUUUAUCACAAGAAUUUUCUAAAUGAAAUCAUGGCCUUAUUUUGGUUUUGGCUAAAGUACUAAUACCAUUACUUUGUCAAUUACAAGUUGACAAAGCAGUACUUGUUUAAAACAAAUAUGUCUUUACUAGUUCAGUCAUGAAGGGUUGCGUGUCUGACUGGGUUUUAUAGUAAACUAAAAGAUAGUACUGAUUGAAAAAGUACUACUUUUCUAUACUAUAGCAUUUUAUAUGACAACAGCAUUUUAACUACUACCAGAAAUUAGUAUGAACUCCAACUUUAUUAUUGGAGUUCAUAAAUGUUAUUAUUGGAGUUCAUAAAUGUUAUUAUUGGAGUUCAAAAUAAUAAAAUUCCUCUUUAUUAUGUUCAGAGGAAGAAAUUCAGCCGUAUAUUAGCAACAUCUUCCAGAAAGCUGCUACAAGUGUAAGGCAGAACUGUGGCCUGAAUCUUUCAUGUCUACCACUAGACACAGUGCUUUACUACUACAAUGUGUCCCACUACAGAUGCCAGAUACUUAUCUUCUGGCCAUUCUACUCUGGAAACGUUUAGGACAAGAAUGCUUUCACUGUUUGUGCCUUCCCACUUUGAAGCCUUUUACAAUUUAAGGUCAGCUAAAAGCAUUAAACUACAUGGAAACGUA
Messenger RNA from Cuculus canorus (common cuckoo), 1310 nucleotides. RefSeq names its product translocator protein (gene TSPO). Gene Ontology annotation, molecular function: cholesterol binding. The record is from RefSeq and is a predicted model, not a curated record. Lineage: Eukaryota; Metazoa; Chordata; Aves; Cuculiformes; Cuculidae. Gene Ontology annotation, cellular component: membrane; endoplasmic reticulum. The transcript has 4 exons. Bases 144 to 647 code for a protein of 167 amino acids.